GUGGUGACAGGACAUUGAUCCAUGAUCCGAAACCAACAAGCAAUGAUUCUGAUCAUCUCAAAAACUGGAGAUGACUUCGCAUGAAAACAUUGACUGGACAAAACAAGACCAAGCAGCAAUAGAUUCAUCUAUUUCCUUACGCCGUACAUCCUGAUCCACACAGACUGAACACAAUGACUGUAAAAAACAGUGUAUGUGUGUGUUUUCUCCUGCUGGGCCUGAUCCAGCAGAUUCAGGGGUCUCUGGUCAAAACCAAUGCUGUGCUGAAGGUGAAGAGAGGUCAGUCGGUGUUUCUGCAGGAGGAUGAUCUGCAGUUUAAUAUUCCCAGAGCCAAGGAUUCGUGCAAGCUGGAGGUGGUGCUGAAUGAGCCAAUCACACAGCGGGUCGGUUCUCUGACGCCACAGGUUUUUGACUGUCACUUUUUGGCUGAUGAAGUGAAAUACACUCAUAAUGGAUGUCCAAUUUUAAAAGAGGACACUGUUAAACUUCGUCUCUACAGAUUUACAGAGACGGAGACGUACAGCGAGCUCUUCUCUCUCCGUGUUGAAAUCAUGGAGCCCGACUGUAACAUCAUUCAGUUCGGAUCACAGCAUCUGGUGGUGCCUGAGUUUUACGGCCUCUCGAAUGUCCUGGAUGGAAAUGUUGUGUCUUUCAAUUAUGAACACAGACACAAUAUCGAGUGCACAAUUCGGUUGACGGAUCUGGAAACGUAUUUACCUGUUCACGGUCAGCUGGUGACUGGAGAACCAGAGAAAGCAGACGGGCCCAGAGGAGAUGAACCCGACAGCUUUGUUUCUCUUAGGAGACAGCUGGAUAACAAAGCCAGAGCUCACUGUAAGACUGACGACUGUCUGAAGGGUCUCAAACUGCUGAAAAUCACCAAAGUGCCAUGCGAUGAUUUCCUGAUGAUGGGCAUCCGCUACCAGCACACCGAUCCCCCGUCUCCACAUACAGAUUACAUCUCCAUCAGACUGGACCUCACAGACACUCGGAGCAGGAGCAUAGUAAAGUCGGAGCAGGCCUGGAUCCCGGUGACCAUUACAGGCGCUCUGCCCAACCAGCCGCCCAAAGCUGCCUUCAUGUCCAUGUUCAUCCUGGAGGUGGACCAGUUCAUCCUGACUCCUCUCUCCACUGCGACUGUGGAUGCAGAGGAUGACGAGACGCCCAAGCAGAGGCUGGUGUUCAACAUCACUAAACCGCCUAGUGAAGGUUUCAUUACUCACCUGUCGGAUCACACCAAACCAGUAUCCUCCUUCAGCUGGACGGAUCUGAAUGACAUGCUGAUCAGCUUCCAGCCUCCCAACUCCAGCGCCACACACCGCAGGAACUAUGAGGUGGAGUUUGAAGUGCAUGAUUUCUACUUUGAGAAAAGCCAGCCUGUGACGGUUCACGUGUCCAUCAGGACAGCGGAUACCAAUGCCCCAAGAGUCUCCUGGAAUAUGGGUCUCAGUUUGUUGGAAGGUCAGUCUCGUCCAAUCACAUGGGAUCAGUUGCAGAUUGUUGACAACGACAACCUGAAGGCUGUGAAGAUCAUCACUGUGGACGGCCUGCAGCAUGGCAGACUCACUGUUAGAGGUGGAAAAGGCUUCAUGGUCACCGUGAACGAUAUUAAAAGCGGUGUUGUACAUUAUCACCACGAUGACAGCGACACUACUAAAGAUUAUAUAGUCUUCCGGAUCACUGACGGCUUACAUCAAACUAGACACAAGUUUCCCAUCAACAUCCUGCCCAAAGAUGACAGUCCGCCGUUCCUCAUUACCAACAUGCUGCUGGAGCUUUCUGAAGGCCAGACGGCUCUGCUGAGAGGAUCCAUCCUGCAGGCCUGCGACAUGGACUCCAGUGACGACUACAUCAUGUUUAACGUCACCAGAGCUCCACUGGCUGGAGAAAUCAUGAAGAUGCCUGGACCUGGGAUCACCGGAUACCCUGUGAGCCGUUUUCUUCAGAAAGACCUCUUCCAUUCCAUCAUCUAUUAUCGGCACUCAGGCAGUGAGGUGUUUGAUGACUCUUUUGAGGUGGUGCUGUCUGACUUUCAUGACCCUCCUAACCUUUCAGAGCCUCAGGUCAUUGUGAUUCAGAUCCAGCCAGUGCCUGAUCAGCCUCCAAGGGAAGCUCCGGGUGUAUCAAGACAUUUGGUCAUCAAUGAGACUGAUGUCGUCUAUUUGACCAAGCAACAACUGCACUUUGUAGAUUUGGAGUCCCCAGACAGUGAGCUUACAUACACCGUCACCACCCCACCUUUCUACACCACCACCUAUGGAGGGUCUGAUGCAGGAAGGUUGUUUCUGGUUGACAGCAUCCCAAAGUUUAGAAAAGACUCAAACGCGCCGAUGCUGAGACUUUUCACACAGCACGCAGUCAACUACAUGAAAGUGGCUUACAUGCCCCCCAUCCUGGACAUCGGACCGUACCCUCAGCACAUUCAGUUUGUCCUGUCAGUGACCAACCAGGAAGGCAGCACGACCACCGGGAUCUGCUUUAACGUAACAGUUCUGCCAGUGGAUAACCAAGGACCAGAGGUGCGAGUGAAGCUGCUGGCAGUGGAUGAAGGAGGAGAGAUCUGGGUGACUGAAGAGCACAUGCAUCUCUCUGACCCAGAUUCACUGCAGGACUCAAUAAACGUGGAGCUGAAGACUGGACCUCAGCAUGGCAGUGUUUAUCUGGACGGCAGACUCAUGAGUCCAGGCCAGACUUUCACUGUGAGGGAUCUGAAAAGCCUAAAAGUUAGAUAUCGUCACGACAGUUCUGAGACAGAACAUGAUGAAAUUAAAUUCAUUGCUACGGAUGGCACAAAUACUGCUGAUUUCGUAUUACACAUCAAGGUGACGCUGGUCAACGAUGAGGUGCCAGUUUUAGUGGCAGGUCUGAAACCAACGCUGUGGUGUGCAGAGGGUCAAGAAGUGCUCAUUACCAUCGAGUACAUCUGUGCCACAGAUCCAGACAGCGAUGAUCGAUCUCUCAUGUAUAUGAUCGCUCGACAGCCGUAUCAUGGAGUUGUUCAGAGAAACGGCAUCAUUGUGGACCGCUUUAUUCAAGCAGAUCUAAACGCUGGUUUCAUUUCCUACAGACAUACAGGACAAGAGAUUGGGCUUCGUCCACGUCAUGACAUCAUCACGUUUGUGAUCUCUGAUGGAGAAACAGAGCCAAUUUCUCCAUGUUGCAGUGAAAGAGACACAUUAAUCAACACACAAAACUCUCUCCCUGUCUAUGACCUUAAUAUCACCGUUUAUCCUGUCAACAACCAGCCACCAUCUAUUGCUACAGGUGAGGUUUUUAUGGUGGAUGAGGGUGGAUCAGCCUGCAUCACCGUGACCCAUCUGACUGUUGAAGACCAGGACUCUGCGCCCGAGGAUCUCCAGCUCAUCCUGGUUUCUCCUCCACACUUCGGCUACUUAGAAAACAUCCUGCCCAGUCCAGGAUUUGAAAAAAGCAAUGUGGGAAUCAGUAUUGCCUCGUUCACCUACAGGGAUGUGUUGGAUGGACACAUUAACUACGUCCAGUCCAGACACCAGAGGAUGGAGCCCACCACUGACCAGCUCAUGCUGCAGGUGUCUGAUGGGAAACAGCAGUCGUCUUCGGUCCCGCUUUACAUCAUCAUCACUCCAACCAAUGAUGAGAUUCCAGACUUCCAGACACAAAACAUCACGGUGUGUGAAGGAGACAGGACAGAGUUAGACUCGUCUGUAAUCAGUGCGGUGGAUCUGGAUGUUCCACGAGAGCGUCUGAUGUUCAGGAUCAUCCAGAAUCCUCAGCACGGCUCCAUCAUCAAUCUGCCAUACCGAAAUCAAGUCUCACAUUACAAGCGUGGAGCUGAUGAGCCUGUCCAGCAUUUUUCCAUGGACGACCUCAAGAGCGGCAUGACUCUGAUGUAUGUGCACGAUGAUUCUGAGAGUGAGCAGGAUGAAUUCAUCCUUCAGCUCUCUGAUGGGAAACACAAGCUCCAGAAACACGUGCAGGUGAAAAUAUUACCCGUCAAUGACGAGGAGCCUCAAAUCAUACGGAACACUGGGAUUGAGAUGGAGGCUGGAGAGACCAGGCUGAUCUCCAGUGCUGUUCUCACUGCUCAUGAUGAAGAUACUCCUCCUGACCACAUCCUCUAUGUGUUCGAGAGCUUACCGACUCAUGGAGUCAUUCAGAUGAAGGUGGGCUCAGACUGGCUGUCUGUGUCUGCAGGACUGAACUGCUCUCAGCAGGUGCUGGAUAUGAAUCUGUUGCGUUACCUUCACACCGCUCAUCCCGGAGAACCCGCUGCCGAUUUCUUUGUCUUCCAUCUGUUUGAUGGGAAGAACCGCUCUCCUGCUCAGCACUUCCACAUCACAGUCAAACAGCUGGAAAAAGGAGAUAUAGCGCUGUUCCUGAAGCCUGUGCGGGUCAGUCGUGGAGAUCGUGUGGUUUUUACUACAGACGUCCUGCUUGCUGUGGACGGUGCUGACCAGCCGGAGGGGCUGCUCUAUGUGAUCACUGCACCUCCAGCUCAUGGACACGUGGAGCUCAUCAAACACAGCGGAGUGCAGAUUCAGUCCUUCAGUCAGCUGGACGUCGCAGCAAACCUGGUGUGUUACGUCCACGAUAACAGAGCCACGGCACCCAGAGAGAGCCUGCAGUUCAUGGUCAGCAAUGGGAUGUCAACUCGCAACGGGACCCUGGAGAUCCUAGUGGACCAGACGGAUAAAGUUCUGCCCACGCUGGUGCACAACAGUGGCCUGCGGGUUCCUCAGGGCUCCGCGGUUGUUUUAUCCACUGCUGUUUUAUCCUUGUCUGACCCAGACAGUCCAGCGUCUGCCCUGAGAUACAUGCUGAUCCAGACCCCUCAGUAUGGACAGUUGCUCCUGAAGGGGCAGCCGCUGGUCGCUGGUGCUCAUUUCACCCAGCAGGACCUGCAGGAUCUGGACGUCACCUACAGACACUCUGGAGGAGCUUCUCAGAUCGACCGCUUCACUUUCACAGCCUCAGACAGCACAGACAGAGGAUUCAUGCUGGAUGGCAGAGUGCAGACAGAGCCCGUCUUCUUCACACUGCAGAUUGAAGCUCUGGACAGCUCCGCUCCACAGGUGGCAGUGCUGGAAACCCUGUGGAAAGUGGAGCUCCUCAAAGAUGGCCGCUACGGGAUCUUUAUUUCCUCCAGAGAGCUGAAGGCUGAAGAUACAAACACUGCAGAUGCAGAUCUGACCUAUCACAUACUCAGAGCUCCAUACAUCGGCUAUCUGGAGAACCACACCAGUGGUGAGUUUGUGAGGCAGCGUUUCUCUCAGAUGGAUCUGAACAGAAGGAAUAUUCUCUACAUCAUAAACUCAGCUCUGGACGCUUUAUCUGACAGUCUGGAGUUUGCCGUUUCUGAUGCACUGGGUAACACCGGACCCUCUCACAAAUUGAACUUCAGCUGGGCCAGUGUGGAGCUGACCAGCACUGAGUAUACAGUAUGUGAAAGUCACGGCUCAGUUUCACUAACCAUCCAGAGGAAAGGGAACAUGCAGGACUCCUCUUAUGUGACCAUACAGGUGAAAGAGCUAACCGCAUCUGCUGGGAAAGACUUUAUUCCUGCUUCAUCUCUGAUUCAGUUUGACCCAGGGGUGGCGAGUCGAGUUUGGAAAGUGGAGAUUAUUCAGGACUCUUUAGAGGAAGCGGAUGAGAAAUUUGAGGUUAACUUGGCGUCUCCUGUAGCUGCGGUGCUGAAGGACAACUCAAGAGCCACAAUCUCCAUUAAAGACACAAAUGGGCUGUGUGCGGAACGGCGGAUUGGAGCGGGCAGCAGUCUUCAGGGACGUGAGGUUCAUCCAGGAGCGUAUCCUCAACACGGCUCCAUUCAGCUGGAGACUUUACCGCUCUCUCCAGAGGGAAUCAUCAGAGGUGAUGGAGAUACAACAGAUCAAGCUCCUGCUGCUCCCAAGAAAAGACUGAGAGUCACUGGGAACGGGAAAGUUGUUAAGCCUUCUGAAACCAUCCGUCUUGGGUCUGAGCUCAUUUAUAAAUAUCAUGGUUUGGUGUCGAUGGCGGUGGAGGAGGAUGAAUCGGCCUCCAGGACUGACAGACGGGCAGAGGCUCAGGUCAGCAGCAGGGGGCAGCAGCGUCUUCUUUCUGUCCAGACUAAACCACAGCAAACCUCCACACACAUCAGCAGCAGACUCCUGCAGCGCACACACACUCAGGCAUCCUACAAGCGCUGUUCUCCAGAUCUCUCAGGUCUCCUGCAUUAUAACCAGAGCUCUGGUCGACUGUUUCGCUGUGAUGGGGGCUCCUGGAGGCCCUGGACCCCCACUAACGAGACUGUGAAAGCGCAGAAAUGUCCUCAGGGAUGGACGUACCAUAGUAAUAACUGUUAUUUACUGAGCUCAGAGCGUAAAGCGUCAUGGAGCACUGCGGCGCGGGCCUGCAGAGAGAGGUUCAAUGGUCAUCUGGUCAGUGUUCAGUCUAAAGCACACAUGGCCUGGCUGUGGGACUUCAGUCAGAGGAAACCUUUCUGGAUUGGUCUGCAUGAUGGAGAAAGCAGGGGCCGCUGGGAGUGGAUGGAUGGUGAAUCGGUCACUUACACCAACUGGAGACGAAACCCGCCGAAAAACCAGAAGAAGAAGGAGACGAGGAGGUGCGUCCUGGUGUGGAGGAAGAGCCGAUGGCAGAUCCGAGACUGUCAGAGAGGAAAAGGACAUCGCUAUGUGUGUUACACUCAAAUCCACUGACCACAACACUGGGAUGCCUACUACUAAGUGUGCCUCUGUUAUUGUCAAGUGACAUUGCUGGAGGAAUGACUUCCAAAACUUAAGCAAUCUUUAGUUUCGGGUCAGUGGUUCGGAGUGUAUCAAACGUGAUUUCAGUAGACGAAGCUUUUACGCUAACAAUGCUUCAAAACAUUUAGAAAAUUCAGUGUUGGAAAUGUGGAAUACCAUAAAAUCCACUCGGAUCACACAGCUUCAUUCAGAUCGCCCCCUAGUGGCGAAUCACUGAACAGGUUUUGUAGAUUUGACCUGAUCUCGGGUCAGUUUUACCAGUUUGAUGAUGCUUUAACGAGACGUUUGUAACAAUAAUAAUAAUGCUGGUUAAUAGAGAAUAUGAAUGUGUCAUUACAGCGCAGUGCAUUCUGGGUAUUUAUGACAAGGGAGCCUGAUUGACAUUGACUUUGUUGAUUCAUUGUAUUAUAUACGAGCUACACUUGUCAGAAAUAAACCGUAAGUGCUCACACACAACAAAUAACGAAGAAAACCAUAUUUAUUUCAUUUUCUCACGGCAGCUAGUUGAUACCCUGUCACUCCUAGAUAUAUUCAUUCACUCAUUUUCUUUUCGGCGUAGUCCCUUUAUUAAUCCGGGGUCGCCACAGCGGAAUGAACCGCCAACUCAUCCAGCAUGUUUUACACAGCGGAUGCCCUUCCAGCCGCAACCCAUGUCUGGGAAACAUCCAUACACACUCAUUCACAUUCAUACACUACGGACAAUUUAGCCUUUCCAACUCACCUCUACCGCAUGUCUUUGGAAUGUGGGGGAAACCAGAGCAUCCCUACAUGAAUGCAGGGAGAACAUGCAAACUCCACACAGAAACGCUGACUAACCCAGCCGAGGCUUGACCCAGCGACCUUCUUGCUGUGAGGCGACAGCACUACCUACUGCGCCACUGCGUCGACCUCCUAGAUAUGUCCCAGAGCAUUAUGGGAUGAAUAUUUCCAGCUUCUCACACACACACACACACUCAUAAAGCUAUCUAGGUGUUUGUCCAGUUAUUUUUGAGGAUGUUCUGAAAGGUAUAAGUAUAAACUGGGGCUUUAUCUGUGGUGAUUUGCAUUGGUUUACGUUAUGCGCUUUUUGCAUUUGUCCACAAACGUGGCGGAACGCAACUCGCUGAGACGGAGAUUCCCAUUCUGGACAGUCUCUUGUUGGUCGGUUUUGCAGAGCCUACAAUGGAACAAACAACUUUAUACUUCAAUUAUGCUUUCAAUUUAAAAGAUUCGCUGUUUCGAAAUGUUGGAAACACCAUGUUUGGAACCUCUGCAGGUCAAAACUGUGUAAACGCAACAAAAACAAAGCAAAAAAGAUGGAUUAAAUGACAUUUCUAAUCCUUUUUUUUUUGCAAAUGUGCUCAUUUUAAAACUCCUCUAGAGUUAAUUAAUUAGCAUUUUGAGUCUAUUCACAUCUUUGUACACAAAAGCCUUGUCGUUGACCACAGUUGUAAGAGCAGUUAAUAAUAACUUGACUUCUAGUUGAUGAUGUGCAAAGUGGCAGAAGGUGGAUUUUUCAGAUGAAUCAUCUGUUGAGCUGCAUCCCAAUCAUCACAAAUACUGCAGAAGACCAACGGGAACCCAUUUGGAGCCAAGAUUCUCUUAGAAAUCAGUCAAGUUUGUUGAAGGAAAAAUCAUGGUUUGGGGUUACAUUCAGUAUUGGGGCGAGCAAGAGAUCUGAAGAGCGGAUGGCAACAUCAACAGCCUGAGGUAUCAAGACAUUUGUGCUGCCCAUUACAUUACAAACCGCAGGAGAGGGCAAAUUCUUCAGCAGGAUAGCGCUCCUUCUCAUACCUCAGCCUCCACAUCAAAGCUCCUGAAAGCAAAGAAGGUCAAGGUGCUCCAGGAUUGGCCAGCCCAGUCACCAGACAUGAACAUUAUUGAGCAUGUCUGGGGUAAGAUGGAGGAGGAGGCAUUGAAGAUGAAUCUAAAGAAUCUUGAUGAGCUCUGGGAGUCCUGCAAGAACGCUUUCUUUGCUGUUCCAGAUGACUUUAUUAAUCAGUGAUUUGAGUCAUUGCAGAGAUGUAUGGAUGCAGUCCUCCAAACUCAUGAUGGAGUCAGACACGAUAUUCAUUCUGUUUCCACUGCACCAUGACUUUAUAUUCUAUACUGGACAUUAUUUCUGUUAAGUGACAAGACUUUUGUCCAAGCAAAGUCAGACCUUACUGUUCUAAUUAAAUAAUUAAAAAUCAAGGCAUGAUCAUAUUUUACUGUGGUAAAAUAAGCGCAAUCUAGAGGUCUUUGCCCUUUAUAUAAGCCGCUUCUGAUACUAAAUGAUCAACUAGAAGUCAACUUAUUAUUUGUUGUUCCUAAAACUUGAGAAGGUGAUAUGAUUUUUGUCAGGUAGUGUAUAUUGUAUCUUAGUAAAAAAAAUUCAAAGAAGAGUUUUGAUAAUUUAGGUAUUUAAAGCUUGGUCCUUUUGUAGUUACAUCACAUACAAAGACUGACUGAAAACAAAAAAAGCUAUUUUCUUGGCUGAUAUAGGAAUUAUACUCUCAUUCUGGGGAAGAAGGAACGCUUUUUUAUUUUUUCUCUCACAAAUAUGUCCAUAAUUUCAAAAUUUUCACACAAUAUAACUAAAAAGUCAAGCUUUAAAUAUAAAAAUUAAUUAAAACUCUUUGGUCAUUUCUGAGUGAGAUGCUAAUGGUCUAAUCUGAUUCAAUGAUUUAUGCUAAGCUAAAAGUACUCCAGUCAGACCUGGAGAUCGGCUGAAUGGAUUAAAAAAAAUGGUAAAAUUCCACUCUUUAACUCUUCUUAAAGGAAUUUGUAAAUUGUGUGUAUUUGCAAAACAGAAAGAAAGUGGCGUUCCUUGAACGUUUGGUUGAAAAGGCCAACUUUGUUUUGUUUUUGUUGCAUUUACACGGUAUUGACCAGCAGGCGUCACUAGAAUGGUGCUUCGAACACUUUGAAACAGUGAAUGAUUUUGCGAAGGAAUUGGUUCAGUUGUUUUGUUGGUUUCUCCCGUCUGUACUGUAUUGUAGUGUGGUUAGUUUUCUGCUGAUGUUCACAUGACCUGUUCCUGUCAGAUCUUUUCUAAGUCAGAAGACUGUCUUGCGUUACAAUAUAAAUGUAACGUACACUACUCUGUGUUCUCCAUACAUGUAUUUAUUACUUUACUGCAUUUGAUUUGUGUGUUCGACCAGACACAUGACAUUUAAGAACUGUAUUAGAGAUUUUAGUAGUUAUGAUCUUUAUGUUAGUUAUAAUGUUUAUAUGCGUGUGUUUUUCCCCUAAUUCACAAAAUCCUAAUAGGCUACUGGAAAAAUUCUGAUGUGGUGUCUGGAAUUGUGUACGUCUGUAAGAUUCUGUCAUUUUGAUCACUUCUAUAUUAACUGAAUAUGCAUUGUUGAAUAUUCGACUUUGAAGAAAUAAAUACAAGCAUAUUUGGUUCUAAAAUACA
This is a messenger RNA of Danio aesculapii, 10101 nucleotides long. RefSeq names its product Fras1 related extracellular matrix 1a (gene frem1a). Gene Ontology annotation, molecular function: calcium ion binding. Gene Ontology annotation, cellular component: membrane. The record is from RefSeq and is a predicted model, not a curated record. Bases 174 to 6674 code for a protein of 2166 amino acids. Gene Ontology annotation, biological process: cell communication; homophilic cell-cell adhesion. The transcript has 36 exons. Lineage: Eukaryota; Metazoa; Chordata; Actinopteri; Cypriniformes; Danionidae.